AUGAGCAAGCGAAUUUCAGAACUUGGCCGCAUAGCUAGCAAGAUCUUGAAGGAUAAUGUCAGACUCUCGAUUGCCUGCCCCGAGUCGGAACUCGGUAGCCUCCGAGAGCUUCAUUGCCUAUACCAUGCCUUCCUCUUUAGGCGCACCCAUCACGUAUCUGAUCUACGAAAGAUCAAAACCAUUGCCACCGUGGCGACAUUCAGAGGAGGCCAGUGUCUUAUCGUUCACUGUAGACAGAAACAGCAGUCUCAUUUCGGGGAUCCGACACGACAAUACUUCAACACUGAAGGGGGUCUGCCGAUCAGCCUUGCUCCGCGAGCCAGAUACUGGCAAUAUCGUUAUCCUCCAUCGGUAGGAGAGAUUGUGGCGAGGUUCGAUAGCUCUAGGGGAAUCGGGCGAAAGCAAGCCGCGAAAACGGUCCAGGCUCGAUCUUACAAUUGCUUUGAUCAGUUCGUGCUGUCGAGAGGGAACUCUCUCCCUGGCGGUAGGCAAUCCGUUUUGGUACCUUUUCAUGGUCAUCGGGCUAAAUCGUAUGACGACGCCAAAAAGCAGCUGCUUCAGGUCAUCUGGGAGCACGCAAAGGAUUCGAGCGAGUCUGACGACGCGCAACUCCUUGAUCGACUUGCGAUGGACAUGGAAUCUAUAACUUGGGAGAGUGAGCGACCCGAGCCUUCGAUAUGGUUCUUAUGGCGUAAGGCCAAGGACCGUCUGCCCCUGAUACACGGCGGUGAGAUGGCGCCUAAUCUCAGUCUCUCGACUCUCGACAAUCAGUUCAUCAUGACAAACACAUCCAUCAACACCUAUAAAGUGUCUUCGAUGCGGGGAGAGGACAGCUGGAGCUGGACCAAAGACCCCGUGACCGUCAUCAGUCAAUAUGAAGGCAGAUCUCUUCAGAUCCAGUCGUAUCAUUACGACAUAGCAACAUGGACCUUCGACAACAACGAGCCAACCCUCGAGCAACCCCAGUAUGAGGACCUUUCAGUGCUAACAACAUACGUGAACGAAGCCCUCUCCUUUGUACCUCGAGGAAGUGAUAUGCACGACAAGUUACUCAGAAUCCAGAACAAGCUCGAGACCGAAGGACUCGACAGCAACACGGACAAGGACCGACAGCUGGUGCUUGAAGACGCUCCUGGCCAGCAGUUGGCAGAUCUAGCAGACCGUAGCCCUUUGUCUGUACAGAAGCAACAAGCUGUCAACCCGAACGAUAAGGACGGAGAUCUACCAGAGAGCGUAACGGCAGGAGGGAUUUGA
This is a messenger RNA of Filobasidium floriforme, 1254 nucleotides long. RefSeq lists its product as uncharacterized. The record is from RefSeq and is a predicted model, not a curated record. Lineage: Eukaryota; Fungi; Basidiomycota; Tremellomycetes; Filobasidiales; Filobasidiaceae. Bases 1 to 1254 code for a protein of 417 amino acids. The transcript has 5 exons.